Molecule: messenger RNA, 1562 nt
Organism: Anas platyrhynchos (mallard)
Lineage: Eukaryota; Metazoa; Chordata; Aves; Anseriformes; Anatidae
Gene: CEP44
Product: centrosomal protein 44
Biological process (GO): centriole replication; centriole-centriole cohesion
Cellular component (GO): spindle pole; centrosome
Source: RefSeq, a predicted model, not a curated record
AAUAACAAUAAAAACAAACGGAGCGUCGUGACUGCAGGCUUGAGCCUUUUUUUUUUAUUAUUUUUUUUUUUUUUCCAUGAAGAUAGUGCCAGGCAGUCAUCUGCCCGAUUCUAGCAGAAAAGCAAAUGAUAAAUUUCUGCUCAAAGGCUUCACAGCUGAAAUCAUUACUUUUAUGUAGGCUUUUGGGGAAAUAUCAUGAAGGAUAAUGGGGGAGAGUGUACGAUAUUACAUCUAUCUCAUAAUCUGAAAGAAGAAUAGAAUUUGGAAUAAUGGCAACAGGAGACCUAAAAGGAAGUCUAAGAAAAAUAGAACAAGGACUUCGCUUGUUAAAUUAUCCAAGAGAUGUAGAUUAUACAAUGUUAGUGAAGGGUGAUCCAACUUCAUUUUUACCUAUCAUCAGUUAUUGUUUUACAUCUUUCUCAACUCAAAUAGCAGAACUUCUGGUAAAGUGUGAUGUGGAGCUUACAGCAAAGAGUGACUUGCGUUUUAUUGAAGCUAUUUAUAAGCUUCUUCGAGAUCAAUUUCAAUAUAAACCAGUUUUAACAAAACAGCAGUUUCUUCAGCUUGGCUUUGCAGAGCGAAAAAUACAGAUUGUUUGUGACAUUAUCAACUGCGUGGUGAAAAAGCAUAAGGAAUUAAGUAACUUGAAUAAGGUUAAAUCCCAAAUGAGGAAGAAACUCAGACCUUUAAAGUGUGAAAUAUGGUCAAACUGUGGUACUGUCCCUGCUGGUCCCAAUGGCAGUGCUGUGAAUUCCAAACAGGUACCUCAAGUAGAACGGCACUCAGGGAGUGAAGUUAGCGAUGACCUUCAUCCAGCGCCCCUUUGUUCAGCACCGCUUCAUCCACCACCCCUUCCAGACGAGGGAGGUAAUGAAGAAUUGUGCAUAGAUGAUGAUGUUGUGGAAGUUAAAUGUGAACAAGUCAUAGAAGAUAAUUCUCAGAUUGAGUUCCUAAGGACCCAGCUUGCUGAUUGCCAGGAGAAGCUUCAUAAACUAGAUUGGAUUGAAGAUAGGCUACAUGCUGUAGAAGAGCGACUGAAAGGAAAGAUUACUAUAGACGAGAAGGACUGGAAUAAUUUGUUGAGCCGAGUUUUGCUCCUUGAAACAGAAUUACUGGUGCAGUCCAGAAAGAGAGACUUGUCAUCAGAGUUCAGCAAUGUAUGUCAAGAACGUACUUCUAAUACGUUUCCAGAUUCUCCUGAUACAGAAAGGAAGGAGGAGAUGCCAGAGAGUCUUCAUCAGUCGUCUGGAUACAGUUCACUAUUAUCCACAGACGCAUCUCCUAAAGCCAUGACCAUUAAUUCUCAUGGUCUGACAGACAUUUCAAAGGAGACAACAAGAGAAAGAAUGGAAAGGAUAAGUAAAAUAAUAGAAGAAACCUCAGAAUUGUUGAAAACCUCAAGUAAGGCUUCUGAGAAGACUUGAAAGAACAGGUCUUCAGACCUGGUCUCUGUAGACUUAUGGAUAUCAAAAUUAAUAUGUAUGUUUGUACAGCAUUAAAUUUUUAAUAUAUUGCUGGUGCUUAUACUCCUUUCAAUAAAUAUCUUUUAAUGCAUCCGUGUA